This is a messenger RNA of Symbiodinium sp. CCMP2592, 5661 nucleotides long. The record is from the annotation of a GenBank genome assembly. NCBI's taxonomy places the organism in Eukaryota, Dinophyceae, Suessiales, Symbiodiniaceae.
AUGUCUUUCGCAUCCAAGCAGUGCCCCAGUGCUAAGAUCGGGGCUGGCGCCGUGCCCCACUCAUUCCCUCAUUCCCUGCUAAAGGCCGCCCAGAAGAACCCUCCAAGCGGCAAAGUCGGCGCGGUACUCGCGGGUCUGUGGAAAGACCUCCCUGAGGCUGCACAGAAAGCCUUCCAGGAGGUCGGGUACAGCCCACCUCGGCCGAAAGGGCCACCGCCCCCUCCGCCGGGAUUGGACCUUCACUCCGUUCUUAAAAGUAGGAUGACUGAGAAGGAGUACAACGCUGCCAGGGCCGUGGUCUACGCGGGGGCAGGGCUCCACGUCCAGACCCUUUUGGAGGCCGCGGGAAUCCCCCCUCCACCAGAUGAGGACCUCGACCAGCCAGAACCCACGCCCCAGGAGAAGCUGACAAGGUGUGUCAGCGACUUCAAGAAGGCCACCAACCAGAUGAAGAAUCUGGUAGAGAAAAAGGCCAAGCUCCAGGCUCGAGCGGACAAGCUCAAGCAGGAACUGGAAAAGCUUAUUGGGGACGUGGACCAGGUGGAUAAGGACAUGCCUUGCCGGGCUUGCCCGGCGGCGCUGUUUAGAGUAAACGUUUUGGGUGGGCGGGGACUCGGAUGGCCCGCUUUAGUGCCACCAUACCGCAACCGCCUUGAAGAGUGGUUUAGCACGCCUGAGAAAUUGUAUGCAUCAUUCGACACGAGGGAAGAGCUUGUAUCAUCGCUUAGGGCUUGCGAUAACACGCUUCUUGAAAGUAGCCUGCAGUUGAUUGCGGAUGCACUUCUUGAAUGGCAUGCAGACAAUGCCCGCACAGUUGCGAGUGGGCGCAGGGAAGCAAGGAGGCGCUUGACAGAGUGCUUGCCCAGUGUCCCGGGAACUGGCCUUAGCUUGCAUGAGCAUUACAAUCAGAUCGCACUUCAGAGUCCACUUGCGUUGCUUCCGGUUCUUCGCAAGCGGAAGUUAGCUACUGAUAGGGUCGUAGAUCGCGGUGCCAGGGCCACUGAAGAGAUACGACUUCGGCAGGAGUAUGCAUUGCGUCUUGCAGCCAUCAUGCAGGAGGCGCAACUGCCGGUGUGCAAGGUGCUUGCAGGGGUCAGCAAUGCCGAGGAAGCCUGGCCACGGCUGUUCGGGACCCGUCGAUCCAAGACAUUGAGGAAUCGCUUUAGGGCUUGGGAUAAGUUUCGGGAAUGGUUGCUUUAUAGCCGUGGCAGAAGUUAUCCGGAAGGGGUAGCUGAUGUGCUAGAUUAUGCCAAUGAACGAUUCCAGGAAGGAUGUGGAAAGACAGUUCUCGAAAGCCUGCAAGCCUCUCUCAGUGUAAUUGAAGGUGUAGGGCGCGUGCCGUCCACGCAGCAGAUAUCUCAGGAUCCCACAUGGCAGGCGCAGCUCAAAAGUUACACAGCCGAUUUGGUUUCGGCGGCACCGCCGGAGCAGCCAGCCAGCAUGCUCACCGUUGCUAUCAUCCUCGCAUGUGAGAUCUUCGUUUGCACGCCUGGGGAGCCUAGUUACUUGAGAGCAUUGGGCUUUGUUUGCUUAUUGAUGGUUUGGGGAUCGCUUCGGGCUGAUGAUGUUCAGGGGCUCCUGCCGCAGACCAUGCUUCUGGACGAGCGAGGGCUUAGCAUUGAUCUCGCGCGGUCCAAGACUACAGGGCCCGACAAAAGGACCCACACCGUCAAGGUCUUCGUGGAACGGAGUAUCUCUCUGACAGGGCAUGAUUGGCUGAAGGUCGGAUAUGCACUUUGGAAGGAUUUCGAUUUUGAGAGGGAUUAUUUGGUUUUGAAGGCCAAUGAAGGUUUCACGGAACCCCUUGAGAAGUCGGUGCCUUCCUCCACGGUGGCCCUUUACUUCCGCAAAGUUCUCAGUGAGUUGAAGACGCCCAAGCGUGAGGGGCGCACCUGGAAGGCCAAUGAUCAGCGUCCGCUGCUCCCAGGAUACACUUCCAGUCAUUUUACGGGCCAUUCUGCGAGGAACUUCCUUAGCUCGGUCGGAGCGGCCAUCGAUGUCGACCCCAGGGAGCUUGAUUAUCUGGGUCGCUGGAAGGUAGGUGGCGAAGGUUCUGCAACCUACAUUCGCACUUCUAGGCAGGUUGUGCAUCGUCUCCAGAGUCACAUUGCUUGUUCUCUUGUCACCGGACAGCCUAAGCAUUACAUCGAGGUGGAUUCCAUCAAGGCUUUGACGGACUAUGCAGCUAAGGCGGGGGAGAGCGAAUCUCAGGUUCGUCGCCGUCACACCCUCCUCGAGGGAUCCAAAGGCUUGGGCGGAUCGUGGCCAACUCUGGCAUUGGAAGUGGGUGUUGCGGCACCACCUUCUCCAGUCGAGCAGGUCUCGAUGCCAGGCAGCCGGGGGGAUUACUUCAUCGUUACCUCUCGCACUACAGGCCUGAGGCGUUUGCACAUGUUGGGUUGCUAUGUCAAGCCUGAGAAUUGUUACGAUGUAAAAUUUGUCAAUCAUGUCGGCGCGGAGGACGUCGAUAACAUUUGCAAAGAUUGCAAAGCAAGAAUGAAGGCUCAGGCCGGAGAGGAGGAAUCAGACCCCUCCAGCAGUGACAGUGGGAGGAAGUCUCACUCGGCGCAGGCCGUGAGGUGCCGACGGAUUCCGCAUCCUGUCACAGGCCUCAGGGCGACGGGUGGACACAUCGCAGUGCAGCUAAAGGCCUCAGGGCGGCUAGCAAUCCAAGUCCUACAGGGCCACAGGCGAUUCCAGGCAAUCGCCGAUUCCCGGCCGGAAGCUCGGGCUGCUGGGAAGGCGGACUUUGGUUUUGAUGAUGGGGCUGCUGAUGGGCGACAACAAAUCGCAGGGGUCGUCGCUGCAUGGGAACUUGCGCGCGACGUAAUCAGCAAAGAGACGGAAACGCGAGCAGAGGCGAAAGUGUUAGGCCAGCCGCGAAUCUUGCAAGUCACAGAGAGGCAAGCAAUGCUCAAGGCGGUAGCGGCCGUUCACAGGCAGCUGGGAGAGUCGGAGACUCCAUCGUCUGAGUACCUCGCUCUCAAGUGCGAGGAGUGCGAAGCCAAUGAGCCUCAGGCUUCAACCUUGGAUGCCAUAACUUCGAAGAAGAACACGCUCACCACGAGCAUCCAGUCCAGCCUUGACGCUUCGGGGCGAAUUCAUAUUACUCAGCACAAAUCCAAGAGUGAGCUCCCGACUACUACAGAAGCUUAUCGCAAGGUCCUUCGCGUGGAAGCUUUCACAUGGCUAUGCAUGGCAUCCCGCUUUAAAUCCAAGCAGUGGCUUCAGGAUCUCAAGCUGUCUGACUUCGACCACUUCGUGAACUACAUCCUUGGCGAAAAGGUCGCUCAGCUCUCAGUGCCUACGUCUCAUCAGCCAGCAGAUGAGACCUACUUCACGACGCCGCUCGCCUUGUCCAUCAUUGAGCGACCACGCAAGUGGCACAAAGGCAAGGGCAAGGGUGAUGUGGGCUCUUACCUUCAGUCGUUGGGCAAUGUCACUAACCUUCUUCAGUUCGAUCUUCAGCGCUCCACGGAGCAUGACUUGACUAAGGAAGGCUUGUGGCAGCACAUCUUUCAAUUGCUUGGCGAAGGGGAUUGGAUCCUCAUUGUGGAGCAGGCUAAUUAUUUUCUUGAUCAGACCGUGACGGCAUGUCAACUUGCAUGGCAGUAUGUCCUGGAGCACCCGGAGGAUCUCGGCGCGACGCCGGAUCACGAGUUACCGGCUUCCAUUUGGCAACUACCAGCUCUGCGUGAGCUCCAGGUUUCCACUCAGGCCAUCACUUUUGCAUUCUUUCAAUGCAGCUUUGAGGCUCCCACUUCCAAACCUACCCGCCUUCUCACUAAUCUACAGGCCUUUGUCGAGCAGCCUCCGCCUUUUGCUUCAUGGCCACGCUUCGACUCCAGCGAUCGCUACGUGGGGCCGUUGCCGCCACGCUGCCCGCACGGGAAACACGACAAAGUACUUGCAGGCCGAGAAGGCUCCCGCUGGGCGACCGAGUCAUCAGCAGCCUAUCCUCCUCUGUUGUGUGAGUGGCUUGCGCAUGCUGUGCUUGCUUCCGCUUCGCAGGGGGGACUUGGGUCAGCGCCGCACAGCUCCGUUCCAGGUGAGGCAGGUCCAAUGCAGGAAUCCCACGAGGCGACGCAGGAGGUGCAUGAGGAUUUGUGUGAAGUGCCGCAGGGGCUGCAUCAGGUGGUUUCCGAUAGGGUAGAGGCGGUUACAGAUAGGGUAGAGGCGGUUGGCUUGAUCGAGUCGGAAGCACCUCCUUCCACUUUGUUGCCGUCGCCAGACUCUUCGGGGUCCGCGUGCAAAGGCUUCCCGGCUUCCACUGAAGCAUUGGCAUCCUUCGUGCGUAGCAACAUGCCCGGGCACCCCUUUACCACGAUUAGCCUUUACCUUAACACUGGCACCAAGCCCCACAAGGACUCCAGGAACGCACCUUUGCCCAAUGGGAUAAUAGGGGUUACUGACUUCGUAGGAGGAGAGAUCUGGGUCGAGGCCCAGGAUGGGGAGUCUGUUCAGAUUGUUGACGGUAAGCGCUUAAGUGGUCACCUUCUUCCGAUCAGUGAGACACCCACCUACAUACAUGCUUACCGCGAUCUUCACCUCACAAUGCCCUGGAAAGGUAAGAGAUUAGUCAUCAUAGCUUUCAGUGUAUCGGAGCAUACUCAGGCAUGCGAUGAGGAUCUCGCGUUUCUUCGCGGGCAUGGUUUCGUCCUUCCGGGCGAAGAGCACACUGUUGAUCUUGAGGCGGUCCAGUCAGAUGAUUCGGAGGUGCUGGAGGGGGGCGAGGUCGAAAGACCGGAGCCCUUCAAGCAUCAGGAGUGCCACAACAUCGGGCUGCCUUUGAACCUCGAGUGGGAUGGCAAAACUCAGCCGAUCACGGAUGGCUUUGGACUCUGCUCACCCACUAGAUGGCCUCCGGAAGCCAGGGGGGGCCUGCUGCCCAAGCAGGCUUUGGAGUUCGCCACUGCCAUGCAUCAAGUGCUUCGAGACUUUGUAGCGGACGUUGUGCCUGAUAUCAGGCGCACGGCGAUGGAGCUUGCGCUAGGUCGCCGCAGCAAGAUCGGUCAAGAGAGCAGGCGAGCAGGCGUGGCCUUCCGCACUGAUGCAAAGUGCGCGGACGGGUACGUGGUCCUUGGGGGUUGGGAUUGCGCAGGCACAACUCAGGAGUCCAGAUGGUUCUCACUUCGACUUACUCCCUCAGAGGCCCCUUACCUCUUUGACUCAGAAGGUCACAGUCAGUGGGCUUCGGCAUCGGCUGAAUUGCUGGCCACGCUGGCCGCACUGCACAUCUUCGGUCACCUUGAAGCCGGGCCAACUAGGCGUUUGAUGAAGGUUGAGGUUUUAGCUCAGACGGAUAAUAAGUCUAACGAGGGCUUGACUCGCAAGGGUUCUACAACGCGCUGGCCCUUGCUCAUGGUGAACAUGCAGCUCACCCAUGUUCUCAUGAAGGCCGGCUUGCGGUUGAACUUGGGAUGGCGUCCACGGGACGAAAAUCAGGAGGCCGAUGAUUUAACCAACGAAAUCUUCGACCGUUUCUCUGAGGAGUUGCGGGUCCCAGUGCAGUACUCCGAAUUGCCGCUUUCCUUUCUUCACACUCUUUACGAAGCCAGGCGUGCACAGCUGAGCAGCCGUGAAGUGGAUUCCAUCCGCGACACGGUCGGUGGCAGGCCACGCUUCAGAGGCAAGAGAAAGAGAGAGAAGUCUCCUUGGUGA